GAGGCUCAGGCGCUGCCUGGGUCGGUGCCCAGACACUUCCGGUCUAGGCUCUUGUUCUUGUACUGAGGGCGUGGGUCUGGCGUUUUGGGCACUGUUGGCGUUGGGUGGGCGGCAUCUUGGCGCCCACAUGAGCCAGUGGCAUCAUGCUCGCAGCGACAGGGGCCGGGGACGCGUGUUUUCUGGACAUGCCUCAUCCAAAAAGAAGGGCAAAAAUCACAUCCCAGAAAGGUGGAAAGACUACCUCCCACUUGGACAGCGGAUGCCUGGGACUCGUUUCAUUGCUUUCAAAGUUCCUUUGAAAAAGAGUUUUGAAAAGCAUCUUGCUCCGGAAGAAUGUUUUUCCCCUUUGGAUCUUUUUAAUAAAAUCCAAGAACAAAAUGAAGAACUUGGACUGAUUAUUGAUUUAACAUAUACUCAACGUUACUAUAACCCAGAGGAGUUACCAGAAACUAUUCCUUACUUAAAAAUUUUUACAGUUGGGCAUCAGGUGCCUGAUGAUGACACUAUUUUUAAAUUCAAAUGUGCUGUUAAUGGGUUUCUGAAAGAAAAUAAAGAUAAUGAUAAACUUAUUGGGGUCCACUGUACGCAUGGUUUAAACAGGACUGGCUAUCUCAUCUGUAGAUAUUUGAUUGAUGUAGAAGGCAUGAGGCCAGAUGAUGCAAUUGAAUUAUUCAAUAGAUGCCGAGGACAUGGCAUAGAAAGGAAAAACUACAUUGAAGACCUUCAGAGUGGUCCUAUCAGAAGGAAUUGGGGUUCCAGUGUAUCCAGGUCAAAUGGUUUUGAAGAAUUGACACAUCUCAUGGAGCCAGUCCAUACCACUAAUAAGUUUGUUCAUCAAGGACCUAGGUAUAACCUACACUGGACUCGAGAUUAUCCAAGACCCUCUUGGCAUUACCACUCCCAGAACCAGGAGUUUCAUCAGUCAGUCAGGGUAGAAGAAUCAAGUACAAGACAGGGAAUACACAACUGUUCAGAGGCAAUUGGGAAAGGAACUUAG
Molecule: messenger RNA, 997 nt
Organism: Orycteropus afer afer
Lineage: Eukaryota; Metazoa; Chordata; Mammalia; Tubulidentata; Orycteropodidae
Gene: DUSP11
Product: dual specificity phosphatase 11
Biological process (GO): protein dephosphorylation
Molecular function (GO): polynucleotide 5'-phosphatase activity; protein tyrosine/serine/threonine phosphatase activity
Source: RefSeq, a predicted model, not a curated record